This is a messenger RNA of Xylaria bambusicola, 5055 nucleotides long. Its product is annotated as P-loop containing nucleoside triphosphate hydrolase protein. Gene Ontology annotation, cellular component: myosin complex; actin cytoskeleton; cytoplasm. Lineage: Eukaryota; Fungi; Ascomycota; Sordariomycetes; Xylariales; Xylariaceae. The record is from RefSeq and is a predicted model, not a curated record. Bases 110 to 4834 code for a protein of 1574 amino acids. Gene Ontology annotation, molecular function: microfilament motor activity; ATP binding; actin filament binding. Gene Ontology annotation, biological process: vesicle transport along actin filament; actin filament organization. The transcript is spliced from 7 exons.
GCCUUCGACUCUGGCUUCCGCCUAACUCCCUCUCCGACUUCUGAUUCCUCGCGACGCGCCGCGCUAAUCUUCAAUCUUAAUCUGUUCUAUAACUUCUGAACAGCCUCCCAUGUCGCAUAGCUACGAUGUUGGUACAAGAGCUUGGCAGCCUGAUGCCACCGAGGGCUGGGUGGCAUCCGAGGUUGUCGACAAGUCUAUCGACGGCGACAAGGUCAAGUUAACUUUCAAGCUUCAAAAUGAGGAGACUAAAGAAGUCGUGGUGUCCGCAGACGCUCUGCAAAAUGGCAACGACCCAUCCUUACCGCCCCUGAUGAACCCUUCCAUGCUUGAGGCCAGUGAUGACCUCACGAAUCUGUCCUAUCUUAAUGAGCCCGCUGUUCUCCAAGCGAUUCGGCUUCGAUACGCCCAGAAAGAGAUAUAUACAUACAGUGGUAUAGUGCUAAUAGCUACAAAUCCUUUUGCCCGUGUCGACUCGCUCUAUGUUCCGGGCAUGGUUCAAGUAUAUGCUGGUAAACAACGUGAAACGCAAGCACCCCAUUUGUUUGCCAUCGCAGAAGAAGCUUUCAUAAAAAUGAUAAAGGAUGGCCGGAAUCAGACUGUUGUUGUUUCUGGAGAGUCUGGUGCUGGAAAGACAGUCAGUGCCAAGUAUAUCAUGCGUUACUUUGCAACAAGAGAAUCUCCGGACAACCCAGGUGGCCGGUCUAAGAAGGGCGCGGAGGCGAUGAGCGAAACGGAGGAACAAAUCCUGGCGACCAAUCCCAUUAUGGAAGCCUUUGGUAAUGCUAAGACCACCCGUAACGACAACUCCUCGCGAUUUGGAAAGUAUAUUGAGAUCAUGUUCGACGACAAAACGAAUAUUAUUGGCGCUCGCAUUCGGACGUACCUUUUAGAAAGGUCACGAUUGGUAUUUCAACCCCUAAAGGAAAGGAACUACCACAUCUUUUACCAGUUGUUAGCCGGAGCUACAGAUAAGGAGCGACAGGAAUGGGGACUCUUGCCUGCUGAGCAGUUUGACUAUCUCAACCAAGGCAAUGCACCUGUGAUUGAUGGAGUUGACGAUAAGGCCGAGUUUUUGGCCACGAAGAGCUCCUUAAAAACAAUAGGAGUCGACGAGGCCCAGCAGGCUGGUAUCUUCAAUCUCCUUGCAGGUCUUUUGCACCUUGGCAACGUUAAGAUUGGUGCCUCGCGAAACGACAGUGUUCUAGCUCCUACCGAACCGUCUCUGCAACGGGCUUGCGCAAUUUUAGGGAUCGACGCUACUGACUUUGCGAAGUGGAUCGUGAAGAAACAACUUGUUACUCGUGGCGAGAAGAUUAUCUCCAAUCUCACGCAGCAACAGGCUCUUGUUGUUCGUGACUCCGUCGCCAAAUACAUUUAUUCGAGUUUGUUCGACUGGCUAGUUGAGAUCAUCAACAGGAGUCUCGCGGCCGACGAAGUCCUAAGUCGUGUUAGUUCAUUCAUUGGUGUUCUAGAUAUCUAUGGUUUCGAGCAUUUCGCCAAGAAUUCAUUUGAGCAGUUCUGUAUCAAUUAUGCCAAUGAAAAGCUGCAACAGCAGUUCAACUCACACGUCUUCAGGCUCGAACAGGAAGAAUAUGUUCGAGAGCAAAUUGAUUGGACGUUCAUUGAAUUCUCCGACAAUCAGCCUUGUAUUGAUCUCAUUGAAGGGAAGCUUGGAAUUCUGUCAUUACUCGAUGAAGAAUCGAGACUACCAAUGGGCACAGAUGAACAAUUUGUUACCAAGCUGCAUCAUAAUUUUUCCGGCGACAAGAACAAGUUCUACACAAAGCCCCGUUUUGGCAAGUCAGCAUUUACGGUAUGCCACUAUGCCAUUGACGUGACUUAUGAGUCAGAGGGCUUCAUUGAAAAGAACAGGGAUACAGUCCCUGAUGAGCAUAUGGCAGUAUUACGUGCAUCAACAAACAAAUUCCUCAGCCAGGUAUUGACAGCGGCCUCAGCGGUACGUGAGAAGGAUGUUGCAUCUUCAAGUUCGGCUGUUGCCAGGCCCGCAGCUGGGAGGAAGAUCGGAGUAGCUGUUAAUCGCAAGCCGACUCUCGGUGGCAUCUUCCGCUCAUCGCUCAUCGAACUUAUGACUACUAUUGGCAAUACGAACGUCCACUACAUCCGUUGUAUCAAGCCCAAUGAAGCAAAAGAGUCUUGGAAAUUUGAGGGACCCAUGGUUCUUAGCCAGCUUCGAGCAUGUGGUGUUCUUGAAACUAUCCGCAUUAGUUGUGCCGGAUACCCAGGUCGCUGGACGUAUGAGGAAUUUGCUCUGAGAUACUAUCUGCUGAUCCCAUCUUCCAGAUGGCAGACUGAGAUUCGGCAAUUGGUAACGGAAAUUUUAUCGCAGGCUCUAGGCACCCUCACGGGCACAGGCAGCGAUAAUUACCAGCUAGGUCUGACAAAGAUCUUUUUCCGUGCUGGUAUGCUCGCGCACCUGGAGAAUUUACGACAGAGCCGUAUGAGCGAGGCCGCCAUAAUGAUUCAAAAGAAUCUCAGGGCCAAAUACUAUCGACGCAAGUACCUGGAGGCACGCGAGUCCAUCGUCGCCUUACAAACGCUCGCGCGUGCCUACGCCACAAGAGUCAAGGCACAAGAGCUUCGCACAGUCAAGGCAGCCACUACAAUCCAAAGAGUCUGGAGAGGGCAGAAAGAGCGAAAAUCAUUUUUGCGCAUUCGCAACAACGUUAUUCUUGCUCAAGCAGCUGCCAAGGGUUACCUGCGGAGAAAGCAGAUCAUGGAGACACGUGUGGGCAAUGCUGUCAUUCUCAUUCAGCGCGUGUGGCGAGCGAGACGACAACUUCGUGCUUUCAGGAGUUAUCGCAAAAAGGUUGUCUUGGUCCAAAGCUUGUGGCGAGCAAAACAAGCGAGAAAGGAUUACAAGAAGAUGCGAGAGGAGGCUCGCGAUCUAAAACAGAUCUCAUACAAGCUAGAAAACAAGGUGGUCGAACUUACUCAAUCAUUGGGUACGAUGAAAUCGCAAAACAAGACCCUCGUCAGCCAAGUAGAAAAUUACGAAAGCCAGAUCAAGUCAUGGAAGAGCAGGCACAAUGCUCUCGAGACUCGCACGAAGGAAUUACAAGCAGAGGCCAAUCAGGCUGGAAUUGCCGUCGCGAAGUUGCAGGCGAUGGAAGAGGAAAUGAAGAAGUUGCAACAAAACUUCGACGAUUCUACGACGAGUAUAAAGAGGAUGCAGGAGGAAGAGAGGGAACUCAAAGAGUCCUUACGUACUGCCAACGACGAACUGGAACGUAUCCGCGCGGAAACAGCGCAUCACCUGAACGAGAAGACAACUCUCAGAGAGCAGCUCACCCAGAUGGCCGAGGAAUUGGAGCUCGCCAGACGCUCUGGCCCGAUCAAUGGCGAGCUCAUCAAUGGCAAUGGAGCGCCUUCGCUUCCAAACGGCCUGAUCAACCUCGUGUCCUCCAAGAAGCCUAAGCGAAGGAGUGCUGGUGCGGAGCCCAGCAUGAUGGAUCGAUUCAGUGCUGCUUACAACCCUCGACCCGUGUCUAUGGCUGUCACUAACAGUCGCCCUGGCGCCGGUUUUGUGCCGGGGGUAGACACGAUUGAGAUGGAGCUAGAAACGCUUUUGGCUGACGAGGAAGGUCUCAACGAGGAGGUUACUAUGGGUCUCAUCAAGAACCUCAAGAUUCCCUCGCCCAGCACUAACCCACCACCAUCUGACAAGGAAGUCCUCUUCCCGGCGUACCUGAUUAACCUCGUGACGUCCGAAAUGUGGAAUAACGGCUUUGUUAAGGAGUCUGAGAGGUUCUUGGCCAACGUAAUGCAAUCGAUUCAGCAGGAGGUUAUGCAACAUGAUGGCGAGGAUGCCAUCAACCCUGGCGCUUUCUGGUUGUCAAAUGUCCACGAAAUGCUUUCUUUCGUCUUCCUUGCCGAAGACUGGUACGAAGCGCAGAAGACGGAUAACUAUGAGUAUGACCGGCUGCUGGAAAUCGUGAAGCACGAUUUGGAAAGUCUCGAGUUCAACAUAUACCACACCUGGAUGAAGAUUCUCAAGAAAAAGCUCCACAAGAUGAUCAUUCCAGCCAUCAUCGAGUCUCAGUCACUGCCCGGCUUCGUUACGAACGAAAGUAAUAGAUUCCUCGGCAAGCUGCUGCAGUCCAACUCAGCUCCUGCCUAUAGUAUGGACAACCUUCUUAGCCUCUUGAAUAAUGCUUUCCGAGCUAUGAAGGCGUACUACCUGGAAGACUCGAUCAUUACCCAGACAGUGACGGAGCUUUUGAACUUGGUUGGAGUCACAGCCUUUAAUGACCUGCUUAUGCGACGAAAUUUCCUGUCCUGGAAGCGUGGACUCCAGAUUAACUAUAAUAUUACUCGCAUUGAGGAGUGGUGCAAGAGUCACGAUAUGCCAGAGGGUACUCUGAAGCUUGAACACUUGAUGCAAGCAACGAAGCUUCUGCAGCUUAAGAAGGCGACGUUAAACGACAUCGAGAUUAUCCAAGACAUUUGCUGGAUGCUAUCCCCCAACCAAAUACAAAAGCUUUUGAACCAGUACCUUGUCGCCGACUAUGAGCAGCCUAUCAAUGGGGAGAUAAUGAAAGCUGUGGCGUCGAGAGUUACUGAGAAGAGUGAUGUUCUUCUCCUGCAGGCCGUAGACAUGGACGAUAGUGGUCCAUACGAAAUUGCUGAGCCACGUGCUAUCACUGCUUUGGAAACCUAUACACCUUCAUGGCUACAAACCCCGAGGUUGAAACGGCUAGCGGAGAUAGUAUCUGCCCAGGCCAUUGCUCAGCAGGAGAAGCUAGAGGCCGAAGGUUUCGAGGGUGAGGAGGGGGACCUCGCCGAAGUUGCGGAAGUCGAAGGUGACGGUGCGUAGAGCCGCACUUUAACGCCCAGACUUCCGGGCUACAACUACCAACCGAUACGAAUUCUGUGAUCUCGACGUGCAUGACUUAAAGGUAAUAUAUGAUAGAUAUCGCGGCUUGGCGGGGAAAUUACGGGUACCAAUAACGAGCCAAGAACGGGUAGGCUUUCCUGGCUGAGGGCUCGCCAGGAGCAGGCGGGUUGGUGUUGACGCUCCGGCCGUCUAAACAGGCA